UCCCCUGUCUUGAUUCUCUAUAAAUCCACCGGCGUCUCAGCUCUCUCCUCGACGAGGACGAAUAACAGUGCAACGAAGAAAUACUCUGCUUUGGAUCAAAGAAUCAAGAACAGAGAUCGGAGAAUCGAUGGCUGCUGCGUUUGCGUCCACGCCGGCGGUGAUGUGGUCGGCUCGCCCGGAACGGGUGGCCGUCGCUCGGCGGUGCGUGGUGGCGCGGGCGUCCGCGACGAUGGCGGCACCGGCGGCGCUGGCGGCGGGAAAGACGCACUACGAUGUGCUCGGCCUGGGCGCAGGGGCGAGCAGGGGUGAGAUCAAGGCGGCUUACCGGCGCCUCGCGAGGGAGGUGCACCCGGACGCCGUCGGCGGCGGCGGAGACGACGGGUUCAUCCGGCUGCACACAGCCUACGCCACGCUCACCGACCCCGAUGAGCGCGCGCGGUACGACCGGGACGUGACCAGCCGCGCCGCGGGGAUGACGAUGCGGCGGGCGUCGGCGACGACCCGACCAGCCUUCCGGCGGCGGACGUGGGAGACGGACCAGUGCUGGUAGGACGUACGGCCGGGCAAACGCGGCUGCCUUCCGUGGGCUCUGAGCCCCUGGCCGGCGGCCGCCCGGUUCGCUCAGGCACGGCGCUGGCGGAAAGUUCCUGGCGACUAUCUUGUAACGUACGAUCAGGAUUGGACGUCCCAGAUUGGGUGAUGCGGACGCGGCAGCUCUGUACACAGCAAGAGGCGUUUUUUAAAGAUCUCUUGUGCUUCCGGUCAGCAAAAUGCAAAUAUGUAAAUUAAUUAGUUUUUUGCGGGUAAAUUAAUUAGUUAACUACUGCAAAUUAACAGCCAAGGAAUAUAUAGUAGCUCUCUUUGUAAUAGAAGAAACUAGUUAACUCCAUGUCGGUUGUUUCUUCUUUCAAAGUUGUCUCUUCUCUUCUAGAGGUAAU
This is a messenger RNA of Triticum aestivum (bread wheat), 938 nucleotides long. Its product is annotated as chaperone protein dnaJ 11, chloroplastic-like. The transcript has a single exon. Lineage: Eukaryota; Viridiplantae; Streptophyta; Magnoliopsida; Poales; Poaceae. Bases 128 to 550 code for a protein of 140 amino acids. The record is from RefSeq and is a predicted model, not a curated record.